Paracoccidioides lutzii Pb01 is the source of this 1044-nucleotide messenger RNA. RefSeq lists its product as hypothetical. Bases 1 to 1044 code for a protein of 347 amino acids. Gene Ontology annotation, molecular function: FAD binding. The transcript has 5 exons. The record is from RefSeq and is a predicted model, not a curated record.
AUGAUCCACCUUCUCUCGUCCGCUGCAGUGCUCGCGUGCUUCGUCAGUGAUUCAAUAACACUUCGACGUGCGAGAGGUAUAUUUCAACAUGUGAGAAAAUCGCGGCCGCUACGAAUAUUGAGAUCAAGAAGAAAUCGACACCCCCGUACGAGCAAGACCAGAUGGAAUAUUGGCAUAGUUGAGAUGUCAUCGGAAUGCGGAAGAUUGCAGCCUCCAUGUAUCCUAGUGCCGAAAACCCCGGAGGAGCUGUCGAUAAUCGUGAAGACUCUCGGAAGGAAUAAGGAGAUCUUUGCGGUAAAGAGUAGCGGUAAUAAUCCGAACGGCAACUUCUCGAGAGUUGACGGCGGGCCUCUUAUUAGCCUAAAGGAUUUCAAUGAGAUCAAAUACGACGCAGCAUCAGGCACAGUAAGAAUUGGCGCUGGUAACCGCUGGACCCAUGUUGUCAAGACUCUCGAACCCCAAGGGGUAACCGCAGCUGGAGCUCGUAUUGGACAUGUUGGUGUGGGUGGAUUUAUUCUUGGGGGUGGGUUGAAUUUUUGGAGUACUCAAGUUGGCUGGUCUAUGAACACAGUGGUUCAAUUUGAUGUUGCAUUUGCAAGCGGCAAAAUCGCCAAAGCAUUCAGCAGUGAGAAAGUUGACAUGUUCAAUGUCCUCCGUGGCGGCGGGAAUGCCUAUGGAAUCGUUACCACCUACACUUUAAAAGCACACAAAAUUGGAAAAAUCUGGGGUGGGUACCUGACAUUCGGCCCUGACAAGACAAAUGAAGUCCUAGCUGCCAUUCGAGACUUCACAGAAUACUACUCCGAUGAUAAGGCUGCCAUCAUUGCAUCACACGGCAUAAUCCCUGGCAAUAAACAUGGUGAAUAUCUUGUUGCCAAUACCCAAACGGCUCGCUCGGCAUGCCCGGAAGAAUGGCGGGGCCUGCUCGAUCUUGACGACUCUGUUGAUAGAAUUUUCAUGGUGAUGAACAAUGCGUACAAUCUCAUAUCUGACAUCCCCACGGACGGAGGGGGCAAUGGCAUCCCUCGUCGACGGGAUCCGUAA